Camponotus floridanus (Florida carpenter ant) is the source of this 2342-nucleotide messenger RNA. RefSeq lists its product as uncharacterized. The coding region runs from base 71 to 1147 and encodes 358 amino acids. The record is from RefSeq and is a predicted model, not a curated record. The transcript is spliced from 5 exons. NCBI's taxonomy places the organism in Eukaryota, Metazoa, Arthropoda, Insecta, Hymenoptera, Formicidae.
ACAUCGUUGACGCGAGAGACGCGCACACCUAGAGUGAUAGUGUUAUAUCACUAUAAUUGUGGAAAACGUGAUGAUCGAUCAAACGAUGGAAGUCAUACUCACCCGCGAUCAGAGGACUACGUCCCAUCGGGUCCUUGACCGUACCGUGCAAAGCUAUGCACUGAACUCAACGUUGCCGCCUAAAUACCAGGAUGAUAUCGUUGCGAAUAAUCGUAGCACUGAAGCGACAAUUAAAAAAACGGCGGGAAAUAAUUGUGAUAAAAGACACUUACCAUAUAAUUCGCAUCUCAUGCCGGCGUUUUACGACGAUCGAAAAGCGCAGAAGAUUCGUACUGCAUUCAUCACGUUCGUCAGGAUAUUGUCCACGUGGCUAAGACUAUCCUGGUUGUCCAGUUGUGUAGUUGUGAUUCUACUAACGUCGUCGGUACACAGUGCUCCAAUGCCGUUCCAUGUUGACGAGUAUAUAAACUCUGACAAAAACGUAAGAAUAGGAGAGGAUAUUUACAGAAAAUUGCUUGAAACCCCCCCAUGGGUGGAACCUUGUGGUAGUGUUGUAGACUCUGAAGAUGUUUUGGAUAAAGACCUCACAGAGGCUCCGCAAAGAUAUGAUGAACUUAUGGAAAAUAUACGCCUCCUAUCGGAAAGUGCAGCAGUACGCACUAAAGAGUUCAUGAAGAUUUUUAUAGGGGACGCUUUGAAUAACUACGCCAAAAUUGGAGACACUCAACAUUACCCAUGGCUGCCUAAAUGGAACCUGGAGGAUUUCAAGAAAUUAGACUAUAAAACGGCUCUCACUACGAUGUAUGAAAAUGUACAGAUGUACAUGAUGUGUUUGGAACAGAGUAUUUGGGACCAGCAGAUCUUAGGUCUCGACCAUGUUAAGGAAUUCGUGCAUAUUGAAGUAUUAUUUCAAAGUAUUCUCUGUCAAAUACAAGAAACCAUGGUACAAUACGGAAUACCGCUGCAGAAUAUCGAGCGAAGUAGAAUGCCUUUAAUAUAUCGAGGAGAAGACAUGCGGUCUAACGCGACGUUCCGUACCUUGCGGGAUUACAUAUGGUUGCUUAACUGUAUGAACGGUAUCGAUAAUAUAGCUCAAAUAAGCCUUCACUUAAAACAAAACAUGGAUAAAAUGGAAAUGAAAACGUAAUAUGGAAGAAAACAAUGAAGACAACGAGGCCGGAAGUCGAGUAAAGGGACGUUUCCAGACGACGAUUCCCCAUCUCCUAUCUCGGAAAAUUGGCGCAACUGCAACUGGAUGCUCUACUAUUCUAAGGUGAUAGAGAGAAAGAAGGUGGUAGAUAUAUAAAAAGAGAAUUUUUUCGAUAUAUUAUUGCAUAUAUCAGAUAACAACAAUUUUAGAAAUAUGUCUCCACAGCAAAAAGCGGGUUGAUAUUAAUAUCAAUCGAUUUUAUCGAGGAAUAUCUCGCAUCAUUGACACAUUCAAUAUGUUCACCACCAUCUUCUCUCUCAAUAGUAUGAUACAAUGUGAUGCAUUAGAUAUAAUAGUAUAAAGAAAAAAAAGAGGAAAAUAAAAUUAAAAAAUCGCGUCAUCAUUAACCCAUCGACUUUCGCCGUCAUAAUUCACCAUCACAUACAUACAUAAUUAUGAUUUUGCGCGAAAAUGCAUCCCAUGACGUGUUUGUAUUUGAUUUCAUGCGCGAGAAAAAAGUAGAUAUUAAGUCGAAUCGAUCGUCCAAUGUUCAACUUAAAUGAAUCUCGAGACAACUACAUAUCACGAUUAUCCAAUAUUCUACUACGUGAUAUCUGUUAUACUCGAUACUUUCUUCUUACUAUAUUUCAAUAACAUUGAUCACGAUCAUACGAAUCAUUUAAUUUUAGUUUUUAAAUACUUAGAGACUUGAGACUUUUUAUGAUACCUCUCUACACGAAUAAUGUUGCAAAAAUCACCUGCUAUUAUGUACACGAUACACAAAAGAUUAAAGCACUCGAGAAAAGUAAGAAGUAUCACGAAAACAUAAAACAAUUAUAAAACAAUCUCAAGUCGAAUUUAGUAUGAUCAUUUAUGUAAUAUUUUGUUUAAUUAAUCCAUGUCAGUUUGGAGAUGUGGAUACUUAUCUAACAUUUCGAGUUUCUAUUUGUCCUCAAGCAACAAGCAAUGAGGUGAGAAAAACCUAGUUUAGUAGAAAAAAAUUCAUUUACGCUGUAAGUUAUAAUCGAACACAGUAUUUUCGAUCUCUUGUGAUCAAUGAAUAGAGAAAAUUGCGUGUAUAAAUUACACUGUGCACGCGACAAUAAUUUUACAUCAUUAGAAAGAUUUUUUCGCGAGCGUUUUGUGCCUCAUAAUCUUAUAUAAUAAUUUAUUGACUAACUAUAAUAUUAGU